UAAACAAAAUAUUUUCAGAGGAAAUCUGUCCAUGAGGUUAGCAGCAUAUUUGCACGUGAACUAUGAAGAAGACGAUUUGCUGCCUCUACUUAUUGUUGUGUUCAACUUGAUUCCAAUCACCAUCUUCUUGGCAGUACUAUCAUUCACGAUUGUGAUAAAUUUUGGAAUCGCCUUCAUAGUAGAAAUGAUUGCUCUUCUGUUGUGCCUGGCCUGGUUGAUUCCAUGUGUGAUCAUUUGCACAGUGUCUGCAUUAGUGCUUUGGCAAGCAAUCCAAGUAAGUCGAUUCAUAAUCGGCGCCUACAUCGAUCGGAGCCUCAGUGGAAGUAUACCGCCCAACAAAGUGCACUGAUAUCUAAUCAUCCUCGCAGAUAAUGCUCAUGCUCGUUUUCACGGCAACUUAACCGAUCUCUGUGUCCUGGUUACUUUUUUCUCUCAUG
Molecule: messenger RNA, 437 nt
Organism: Cylicocyclus nassatus
Lineage: Eukaryota; Metazoa; Nematoda; Chromadorea; Rhabditida; Strongylidae
Source: the annotation of a GenBank genome assembly